CCGCGUGUGCGCGGAGCAGCUGACGGACUUGGAAGCUCUCUGACUUAAGUCUCGCAGCAAAUCCCUUUAGCCGCGAGCUGACAUGGCUUGACUGAUUCCUGCGGGAAGUCUUCAGGAAAUGCAACAGGUGGAGGAGCUGUGGUUGUGAACCCUGGACCAUCCCCUCAUUAGCGUGUCCGGCUAGCUGCUGUGUGUCACUACUUGAAGGUGCCUGAGAGGAGAGGAGGGAGUCGGACGGGCAAACCACUGCACACACGGUCAGGUGCCACCAUGGAUGACAACAGUGUCAGUGACUCCAAUGUAAAGGUGGCUGUUCGUGUGCGGCCAAUGAACAGGAGAGAAAAAGACCUGAAAACCAAAUGUGUGGUGGAGAUUGAUGGGAACCAGACAGUCCUGCAUCCAGCCGUCACUAGUAUGAACACAGCAGACCCCCGGAAUCAGCCCAAGGUCUUUGCGUACGACUACUGUUUCUGGUCUAUGGACGACUCUCAGAAAGACAAGUUUGCAGGUCAGGACGUGGUGUUCCAGUGCCUCGGGGAGAGUCUGCUGGACAAUGCCUUCAUGGGCUACAACGCCUGCAUCUUUGCUUACGGGCAGACGGGUUCUGGGAAGUCGUACACCAUGAUGGGCUCGUCAGAGCAGCCCGGUCUUAUCCCUCGACUCUGCAGCUCGCUGUUCAGCAGGACUGAGAAGGAGGCCCGUGAAGGGGAGAGCUUCACUGUGGAGGUGUCCUACAUGGAGAUUUACAACGAGAAGGUCCGAGACCUGCUCGACCCGAAGGGAAGCCGACAAGCGCUGAGAGUCAGAGAGCACAAAGUUUUGGGGCCUUACGUGGACGGUCUCUCCCGUCUGGCUGUGACCAGCUACGAGGACAUCGAGUCUCUGAUGUCAGAGGGAAAUAAGUCUCGCACGGUGGCGGCCACAAACAUGAAUGAGGAGAGCAGCAGGUCGCACGCCGUGUUCAACAUCAUCCUCACGCACACGCUCAUGGACCUGCGGUCUGGGACGAGCGGGGAGAAGGUGAGCAAGCUGAGUCUGGUGGAUCUGGCUGGAAGCGAGCGGGCAGCGAAGACUGGAGCUGCAGGGGAGCGGCUCAAAGAAGGCAGCAACAUCAACAAAUCUCUCAGCACUCUGGGUUUAGUCAUCUCUGCCUUGGCUGACCACGGAGCAGGGAAGAACAAGAGCAAGUUUGUCCCCUACAGAGACUCUGUGCUCACCUGGCUGCUCAAGGACAGCCUCGGAGGGAACAGUCGCACCGCCAUGGUGGCCACUAUCAGCCCAGCAGCAGACAACUACGACGAGACGCUGUCCACUCUUCGUUACGCCGACCGGGCCAAGAACAUCGUCAACCACGCCGUGGUGAACGAAGACCCCAACGCAAGGAUCAUCCGCGAGCUACGAGAGGAAGUGGAGAAGCUGAAGGAGCAGCUCACCGAGGCGGAGUCUAUGAAGGCCCCCGAGCUCAAGGAGCGACUGGAGGAGUCGGAGAAACUGAUCCAAGAUAUGACGGUCACCUGGGAGGACAAACUUAGGAAAACGGAGGCCAUUGCACAGGAGCGUCAGAGGCAGUUGGAGAGUCUGGGCAUUUCUCUGCAGUCGUCUGGUAUCCGAGUGGUCGACGAUAAGUGCUAUCUGGUCAACCUCAACGCUGACCCUGCCCUCAACGAGCUGCUGGUCUACUACCUAAAAGAUCACACGCGCGUGGGUUCAGCUGACUCACAGGACAUCCAGCUGUGUGGGAUGGCCAUCCAAGCAGAACACUGUGUCAUUGACGUCACAGAGAGCCACGGCGUGGUGCUCACUCCUCACCGCAAUGCUAAAACGUACGUGAACGGCACCGAGGUCGUGAAUCCCGUGCAGCUUCACCAUGGCGACAGGAUCCUGUGGGGGAACAACCACUUUUUCAGGAUCAACCUGCCCAGGCAAAGGGUGCAAAAGGGGGGCGAGGAAGAGGAGGAUGCCGCGAUGACAAAGCGUUCGAGCAGCGACUGUCUGGAGGUCGGCGAGCCGGACGCGUGCAGCGACGUGUCGAGCGAGAGGAGCUUCGGCUACGAGUUCGCCCAGGCCGAGGUCAUGAUGAAAGGCAUGUGGAACAACGACCCGUUGCAGUCAGUGUUGCAGACCCUGGAGAAGCAGCACCAGGAGGAGAAGCGCUGUGCUCUGGAGCGCCAGAGGCAGAUGUAUGAACAGGAGCUGCAGCAGCUCCGCCAGCGAGUCACCCCCGAGAAACCAUCGGGCGUCCCAGGCAGGGCUACUGCAGCCGUGUUGUCAGCCGGCUCGAACAAACGUGUGCGUCGCUGGAGCGAGGACAGAGAGGCCAUGAUAACCCGCAGCCUGCGACGACUUAAAGAGCAGAUCGUUCGGGCUAGGCUGUUGGCUCAGGAGGCCGGCUUCAUUGCUGAGGAGCUCAACAAAAGGACAGAGUAUCUGGUCACUCUGCAGAUCCCGGCCGCCAACCUGGACGCCAACAGAAAGCGCGAUGCAGUGCUGAGCGAGCCGGCCAUCCAGGUGCGGCGUAAAGGUAAAGGGAAGCAGAUCUGGGCUCUGGAGAAGAUGGAGAACAGGCUGGUGGACAUGAGGGAGCUCUACCAGGAGUGGAAGGAGCUGGACGAAGACAAUCCAGUGAUGCGCUCCUAUUUCAAACGUGCCGACCCCUUUUUCGAUGAGCAAGAGAAUCACAGCCUGAUCGGUGUGGCCAAUGUCUUCCUGGCCUGUUUGUUCUACGACGUCAAACUGCAGUACGCGGUGCCCAUCAUCAACCAGAAGGGAGAGGUGGCAGGUCGGCUUCACAUCGAAGUGUGGCGUGGUACAGAGAGCUGUGAAGAGGAAGGUGGAGGCGGUCCUGACAAGCAGCUGAGCAGCACAGAUGGAGAUCCACAUGAGCGCAGACUCCGCUGCGUGGUGAAAAUCCUCCAGGCCACCGGGCUUCCUCGCCACCUGUCCAACUUUGUCUUCUGCCAGUAUCGCUUCUGGGCGCAGGAGGAGCCGGUGUUCACCGCUCCAGAGGUGGCCUCUUCCAGCUCGGCGUCCGCCUCCAGAGACCCUCAGUGUACUGUAGUGUUUGACAGCACCAAGGAAUUAUCUGUGCCGGUAUCGGAAGAUUUUGUGGAAUUUCUGGCUGAGGGGGCGGUGGCCAUCGAAGUGUACGGUCACAAACAGGCUAACCAUCGCAGGAAUCUGGCACUGUGGGACCUGGGAGUGAUCCAAGCCAAGACCAGAUCCCUCAGAGAGAGGUGGAGCGAGGUGACCCGGCAGCUUGAAUUGUGGGUGAAGGUGAUGGAGCUGAAUGAGGCGGGAGAGUUCACAGCUGUAGAAGUUGUUCCUGCUAAAGACGUCCGGACAGGAGGAAUCUUCCAGCUCAGACAGGGACAGUCUCGGCGAGUGCAGGUGGAAGUUUGUCCAGUGCCGGACUCGGGCACCAUGCCACUCGUUGCAGCCUCCAUCCUGUCUGUGUCUAUUGGAGAUGUAAAGGUCCGACAGGUGCGUCUCCCCAAAAACGAUCCAAAACAGGUUACAGAUGAAGAAAUGGACAGCUAUCAGGAGGUGGACCUGGAGAGGAUGAGGGAACAGUGGCUGGUCACGCUGACGCAGAGACAGGAGUAUUUGGACCAACAGCUGCAGAAGAUCGUCUGUAAAGCAGACAAGUCGGAGGAUGAUGUUGAAAGGGAAUCGCAGCUGUUGGAGUGCCGGCUGACCCUCACCGAAGAACGGAACGCCGUCAUGGUCCCGUCCGCUGGCAGCGGCAUUCCUGGAGCGCCAGUAGAGAGGGUCCCUGUACCUGGGAUGGAAACACACACUCCUGCCCUGUUUCUGGAUCUCAGUGCCGACGAUUUCCAGUCCAGUCUGUCGGCCCCGCUGGCCGGAGGACAGGACGCGCUGCUCAGUGGGGAAGAUGAAGACGACUUCUUUGACCUCCAUAUUGUUAAACACUAUGAUCCAGAGGUGAAGGCCGAGGCGUCCUGGGACUCCACGGUCCACGAGUGCCCCCAGCUGAGUCGCGUGGCGCCCGCUGACCAGAGGGUGUACCUGACGGUGCGCACGGUGGUGCAGCUGAGCCAUCCGGCCCACAUGCAGCUGGUCCUCAGGAAACGCAUCUGUGUCAGUGUUACUGGGAGACAGGGUUUUGCCCAGAGUCUGCUGAAGAGGAUGUCUCAGCGGAGCUCCGUCAGCGGCUGUGGGAUCACCUUUGAAGUGGUUUCUAACAUCCCAGGAGACAUCCACGGUCCAGAGGACAGGGAGAUGCUGGCCCGGCUGGCCGCCAGCGCAGAGGACGAGCAGUCGGCCGCCAGCGAGGCAGCCAUCGAGAAAUACCUCCGCAGUGUCCUGGCUGUGGAGAACAUCCUGACGCUGGACAGGCUCAGACAGGAGGUGGCUGUGAGGGAGCAGCUGGCUGGCAGAGGAAGAGCUGCCAGACGGUGCCUGAGCUCGCCGGACAUCGAGCGGCUGUCAGACAGCAGCCUGGAUCUUGGCUCCUCCCCUCUUAAGCUCAAAGACUUCAAGGCCUGGGACAGUCAUCACGACCUCUCUGUGGCGCCGCCUCCUCCUUCCAGACGCACCCUUCCCAGCUCCUUGUCCCAGAAUCUGAACGCAGAGACGGAGCAUUCAGGCUUCACUGCUUCUUCUCUCCCUUUAGUGAAGGCCGUACCCAGGCUACUGAAGUCGCUGCUUCCUGGUGGGAAAGAGGGCAGAGACCAGACAGCUGUCCAUCAGCAGAGUCUGCCGCGCAUCGUGGUGCAGUCGGCCAGCGUUGAAGAGGACAUGAGCAAACAGCGGCAGGCGGUCCCCAUUGAUGAAACAGAAAUCCCCAGAUCUGUGCCUCUUCCACCUCCAAUCAUCCCAGAAACUGAAGACUCCACCACCAGUCCAGUGAGCGAGGCUUCCAGUGGAUAUAUGUCAACAAGCAUAUCUACAGUAACGCUGUCAGAAGUCUACACGCUGAGCUGGGACUUGCCUUCGUCAUAUGGUAGCAGGGAUGGCUUUGAAACUGUGCUCGAUGAGCACGAGGAGGAAAAUGUUGUGACACAGAAGUUCUCUCCUUUCUCUGACACCACACAAUCGGACACUCUUAUUUUAGACCAAUCAGGGCCUCAGGAAUUACUGAGUUUGAGACAGAAAGCAGAUGCAGAGAGUAUGGAGCAGGAGCCAUCUGAACCAGAUGUUAUGCCGAGUCAACAAGAACCAAAUCGGUUCCUAUCAGACCAGUUAAAGGAGGCCGAAAAAUCUGAUCCAGCUGCAGAAGCAGAAUUGCCAGACCAGACCGAACAAAAACAGGACCGUGGAUCAGAGCAACGAGAUCAUUCAGAGGUGGCACAAAACAAUGGGACCAAGCAGACAGAAGUGCGCCAUGUAGACCACAGUGAACCAAAGACUCCUUCAAGAGAAGAUCUCGAGGUGGCUGCCACAAACAAAGUAGAAUGUGAACUGGCGUUUUCUAAUGAGACACAACGAUCUGCUCAAGAAGGAGCGAGGCGUUUGGAAUCAACCGUCCUGCAACCCCAGCAGCGCACACAAGAGCAGACGGCUUCAGACUUUAUUCAAGAUCCUUCUCCAAGCCUGAUCCAAGCCUCAAGUCCUGAUCCAGGACCGCCUGUAGACCUGGCUGCUCAAGCUUCAUCCAAGCAACAGUCAACUUCUGAUGUUCCAGAAACAAAUGGUGCCUCCUUCCUACCCUCAUCCUCAGCCACCAGUGAGGUUCAGCAGCCAGCAGCUUCUGUCAAACCUGCCAAAGGCCCCAUUUCUUCUCCCAAAUCAGGUCCCUCAGUAGCUAACCCCUUCAAGAUCCAGAAAGUGAAGUCUUCAGACCUCAAGUCAUUUCUGCAGAUUCUGAGUGAGGAGGAGCAUGAUACCCCCACACUGGUGAACCAACCCUCAAGUUGUGGGACAGGACCCAACCUUUCAGUGCCGAAGGAAAGUCUGGAAAUCAUCUCUGACACAGAGGAUGGAGAUACAGCUGCUUCUGCUGUUCUUCCCGAGUGGUUGAAAGAGGGCGAGUUUGUGAGUGUGGGGGCUAAUAAGAGUGGUACGGUGCGAUAUUUGGGACCCACAGAUUUUGCAGAGGGGACUUGGGUUGGAGUGGAACUUGAAGUACCAGCAGGAAAGAACGAUGGGUCAGUGGCUGGUAAGCACUACUUCCACUGCAACCCUGGUUACGGCGUGUUGGUAAGACCUGACAGGGUAACCCGUGGCGAUCCCAAACGCCAUCGCCAGCAGCAACAAAAACGCCGUAGUGCCCAUCUGUCGGGGUCCAGCCCAAACCUGGCAGCCCUUACAGCUCUGGCCAAAGGCGAAGGUGGAACCGGAUCAACCGGUCGCGGCAGGGGGGAGAACCGCAAGUCGUGGAACACUUAAAUGGCUCAUUGCUGGGCAUCCCCAGCACAUCACUGCCCAUAUGGGACAAAAGCUUAAGCCUACUGGCACAGUGGUGUCUGGCGUACUUUAGACCGAUUUACUGGAGGUUUGACAGUAAGUUUGGAUGAGUCACUCCACGCUCUCGUGUCUAGAGGAUGAUUUUUGGCUUUUCCUGUUACAGGACUCCAUUCCUGUGUGACGUACUUGGCAGACAUUGGAUGUUUUAUCUGAAAAUGUGAAUGCUUUUAGAUAAUUACACGCUAACCUUUUAUAAAUGUAUUUAUUCAAAAGACAUUACAUUGUAAUCAAAGCACUGCGACCUGUAUAUGUCGUGUAAGGAAGCGAGGGUACACAUGAAGUACGCUACAGACGGAUUCACAGGAGGCACAGUCUCCUUUUUACUGUGCAUACCAAAAAUGCCCCCCCCCCCCAAAAAAAAAGGCUAGCCGAUUUCUUUCUCGUGCAGUUCCAAAGAUAAACAAAUAUGAGUGCAGACAUCCAGAUGUGUGUUUUGUAAUGUAUGACUAUAUGGUGUGCUAUUAGUCUUGUGCCUUGAAAUGCUUUGAAUAAAGCCUUUGGAAAAAUGCCUUGGACACGUCCCACCGCACUGUGUAGGAAUAAAGGGGAUUAUUCUGAUGUGAUUCUGCUGGUUAAAAUCAUUGCACUCGUCAAAAAUGCUACUGCUGGAAUUUUGCAACAGUUAUAAAUCUAUAUUUUCCUCUUCCUGUCAAGCAAAUGCAGGAAUCUGCAUUAGUUUCACGUGAGGGUGUUUGAGAACGUUACUUGUGACUUUCCCUGUAUGUGCUGCAGUCUGAUGUUUGGUGAGGAUUGUGUUGGUUUUAAUGUUGUGUUAGUUUUUGUGCAGAAAUGUGUUUUAUACAUUUGCAUUUAAAAUGAUCAAGCUUGAAUGUUUGUUUAAAGAUCAACUUUUUAUAAGUGAUAAUAAAUCAAUUUAGUGUGUG
Molecule: messenger RNA, 7310 nt
Organism: Maylandia zebra (zebra mbuna)
Lineage: Eukaryota; Metazoa; Chordata; Actinopteri; Cichliformes; Cichlidae
Product: kinesin-like protein KIF13B
Biological process (GO): microtubule-based movement
Molecular function (GO): microtubule binding; ATP binding; microtubule motor activity
Source: RefSeq, a predicted model, not a curated record